Python bivittatus (Burmese python) is the source of this 942-nucleotide messenger RNA. It is a transcript of the gene CUNH16orf78, whose product is annotated as chromosome unknown C16orf78 homolog. NCBI's taxonomy places the organism in Eukaryota, Metazoa, Chordata, Lepidosauria, Squamata, Pythonidae. The record is from RefSeq and is a predicted model, not a curated record.
AUGACUGAAAGGAACUGGAAGCCGAUAGGGCCUAUGAAUUGGCUUGAUAACAAAAGAGCAAAAUCUCUCAGGGUGUCCAAUGAUAGGGAAAUAUUUCAGCUGAAGAAGAUUAGACGAUCCCUUGAUUCCAUGAAGAUAAUGAAUGAAAGCCUCUUGCUGCAAGAGGAAAGAAAAGUGAAAAGGUGGCUUAGGAGUCAAGCACCCAUCUCCCCUACAUCUUCCUAUAAAGCACUGUAUUAUAAGACUUCCAAUUAUCCUGAGUCCAGCCAAGAUCAAACUACAACAGACACCCAACCCGCCUCUGGGAAAGACUCAUUGGACAUCCCUUGGAGCCAGUUUGGGGACCAUCUGUCCAACUUUGUGAGCUUUCUACGACUACCAACCAAAAGACCAAUCUAUGACCGGAAACAUCCCAAGAACCUCACGCCCUUCAGUGGAAUGGAUUUGCCUGUUCAGACCCUCUCAGCCAGGAAUGCAAAUGCUCCUCGGAACACCAUCUAUGGCAUGACCUCACCUAACAGGGAGAUUCGGAAGGCCAGAACUUCUAAACAACCCAACUUAGAGAACAGCAUAUCUCUCCAAGAGGCAGUUGCCUUGUUCCCUUCCUUGCAACGCAUAUCAACCAAAAAAGAGAAGCUCUCACUUUCAUCCCUCUACUUUCAGAGUCCCAUGACUGGAUUCUCUGCUUUGCAGAAGAAGCUCAAAGACAUGCUUGAAAAGGAAAGAGAAGACGAGAACUUCAAAGUCCCACAGCCAUUGCCUGAGAUUAAACCUGAGGAAAUUUUGAGCUGCAGGUAUCUUCGUUUGUCUCAGAGUAAUAUCCAUACUUUGCUGGAACUAUGUAAGGAAUCUGGGAUUUACAUAGACCUGCAUCCCCAUAUGAAAGAAUCAGACAUUGAUGCUAGCUCCAUACUCUCCCUAACCACCAACAGAGCUCUGUAG